CUGCUCCUGCUUCAUUCGAGCGCUGCGCCUACCGCGACCAACCUGACCGGCCAGCCGCCCCGCCGUCGUCGCCUCUGCCGCCGCGAUUUGUCCGGCGGGAUCGCACGAGGAAGAAAGGGAGAGAGAUGAGGAGCAGCGAGGCCAUGGAGCUCCUGGGCUUCGCUCCCUACUCCCGCCCGUCCCCUUCCGAGGUUAAGGCUGCGUAUAGAAGAAUGGUCAUGGAGUCCCAUCCCGAUCGCGUCCCGAUUGAUCAGAAGCCUCAAGCCGAGUCAAAAUUCAAGCAGGUAGUAGAAGCAUAUUCUUGUUUGAAGGAUGGUCGAAGAUUUGGGAACAGAAUGGAAGUACAUGUAAUGAGGUCUGGUGUUCCAACGGGAUACAGAAGAUCAAACAAGAUAUUGGUUAAAGCCCCCUUUCUGCUCAUAAUUUGUGCCGCAGUUUCCUUUGGUUCCUACAGCGCUUCGAGGGCAUACCAGCGGCAAAAGGAUGUGUGUUCCUCUCAGAACCCUUUUCUUCCAUAAUGGAAACUCAUUGUACUGUCGAUAUCCAUAUAAGCUAAUAGAAGAGAAGAUCUGUGUGUUGCAAUUUGAGAUGCAAAACAAUCUCUGCACUGAAUAAAGGCACCAAUCACUGUUUGUGAUUUCAAAGAAAAGACACAUGCUUUGUAGAUGUUCAGUUUA
Triticum urartu is the source of this 677-nucleotide messenger RNA. RefSeq lists its product as uncharacterized. Gene Ontology annotation, cellular component: cytoplasm; nucleus. Lineage: Eukaryota; Viridiplantae; Streptophyta; Magnoliopsida; Poales; Poaceae. Gene Ontology annotation, molecular function: protein-folding chaperone binding; protein folding chaperone. The record is from RefSeq and is a predicted model, not a curated record.